Messenger RNA from Rhagoletis pomonella (apple maggot), 1399 nucleotides. RefSeq lists its product as uncharacterized. Bases 221 to 1399 code for a protein of 392 amino acids. The record is from RefSeq and is a predicted model, not a curated record. Gene Ontology annotation, biological process: UDP biosynthetic process; CDP biosynthetic process. Lineage: Eukaryota; Metazoa; Arthropoda; Insecta; Diptera; Tephritidae. Gene Ontology annotation, cellular component: cytoplasm; nucleus. The transcript has 4 exons. Gene Ontology annotation, molecular function: UMP kinase activity; ATP binding.
UUUACGAGUUGGCCAAGUAACCGGAGAUACAGGGUCGUUUGCGCGCCGAAUUGUUGGAAGCGCUAACAAAAGGCAAUGGCUCGGUUGACUAUGACACCAUCAAUGCACUGCCGUAUCUGCGCAUGAUUGUCGAUGAAGUUUUGCGUCUGUAUCCGCCUACCUCCUUUCUCGAUCGACGCUGCACCGCCGAAUUGGGUUACGAAGUAGAUCAUCAAAGUAGAUGAUAUCGUUUUUUGUAUUGGGUGGUCCCGGUGCUGGUAAAGGGACACAAUGCUCCAAAAUUGUAGAACGUUACCAAUUUGUACAUCUCUCUGCGGGCGAUUUGUUACGGGAGGAACGUGCAUGCCAGGGUUCUGAAUAUGGUACGCUAAUUGAAGACUACAUACGCAAUGGUAAAAUUGUACCCGUUGAAAUGACCUGCUCGCUGCUCGAGAAAGCGAUGCAGAACUUUGGCCAACAAAAAUUCCUUAUUGAUGGUUUCCCACGCAAUCAAGAUAAUUUCGAUGGUUGGACACGACAGAUGGGAGAUAAAGUAGGUUUCCAAUAUUUAAUAAAUCUGAGGCAAGCUGUUUUGCAGGACAAAGAACGAAAUAUGGAAGAAUUAUUGAAAAUAGUUGAAGCUAGUCAUGAAUUUUGCGAUGAGCUACAUCAGUUGAAAGAGAAAUUCAUAAAGCGGUUAUCCGACUUAAAUGAAAGCUAUACAGCCGAAUCUGUCCCUGAAAAAACUUCGCCGUCUCGCAUUUCGGCACGUACUAGUAACUCUAAACUUCUGGCCACGGUUGUAGCCAUGGAAGCGGCAAUUGACGAUGCCAUUGUGCAAACUCCACAAAUGAAUCCCACGUCAGUCCCAAGUAGCGCCAAAGUUCCGAAUACGGAGCCAACUGAGGUCCAAUUAAUGCCUCCACCGCCGGCGCCUCUUGCGCCUGCACCGAAUGAUAUAUUGCAAUCCAGUUGCAUUGAAACUUCAUUUGUAAGGCCACAACGUGCUGCCAAAUUGAAAUCAGAGAAGAACUUAAAGGGACCGAGACUUAACAAUACAUUACGUCGACCGAGCAGUUGCGAUACCAGUAGGGUGAAGUUAGAGCAUGAACAAUACCCUUCACAAAUGCAUCAAGUUGAUGAAGCAUCAGCAACUAACAGGGAUAGUACCAAGUCUACUGCGAGCGUCAGAUCUGAAGAUGGGGUGGUGGCCAUACCAACAAACAUGGAUUUGUCCUUCGAAGAGAGUCAGCUGGAUUUUUCCUUUGGUCAAUCCCAGGCUUUGGUUACACCCCCAGUGUAUAAACUUUACAAAAAGAAAUUUCAGCUGGAUUCGGCCUACGAUACGAGAGACCUAAGCAAAGAAACACAAAAAGAUUUCAAUACAGGUAACUUUACCUCGUUGAAAGUAUUCGCUUAG